This is a messenger RNA of Elgaria multicarinata webbii, 1395 nucleotides long. Its product is annotated as disintegrin and metalloproteinase domain-containing protein 20-like. The record is from RefSeq and is a predicted model, not a curated record. NCBI's taxonomy places the organism in Eukaryota, Metazoa, Chordata, Lepidosauria, Squamata, Anguidae. The transcript is spliced from 13 exons. The coding region runs from base 1 to 1395 and encodes 464 amino acids. Gene Ontology annotation, cellular component: plasma membrane.
AUGUCACCGGCCUGUGAUGCUCAGCUGGGGGACAUGGCAGCGCCGGGCAUCACAGGCCAGGGACGCAGCGGUGACGGGAUCGACGAAUGCUAUUACAGUGGAUAUGUAGAAGACGUCUUAGACUCACAGGUCAUCCUCUCUACCUGCGCUGGGCUUUGGGGUCAUGUGAAAAUUGGGACUUUAAGUUAUGAAAUUGAACCUAUUGAGAAUUCUCCCACAUUUCAACACCUUAUUUAUCGGAAGACUCCAAAGCAGCGUGAACCUUGCAGAGGAAUCGUUGAAGAUGGAUCAGAUUUGACAAGUGAUUAUCAGUCUCUUUAUGCUUAUGUCAGUAACGUGCCACUAAAAUCCAUUGGCUACUUUGGAGGAAAAUGUAGAAGAUUGAGUAACUGCAGCAGAGAGGUAUAUUACGAUACAAUAAGCAAGCCAGGAAAAGAAUGCUUGCUUGACAUACCUACUAAACUCUUUAGGAGAAAGGUGUGUGGAAAUGGUGUCACUGAUGACGACGAAGAGUGUGACUGUGGCCAGGAUAAGGAUUGCAGAGUACAUGGCUGUUGCAAAGAGAACUGUAAACUAAAAGCAAACAUUGACUGUCUUUAUGGACUCUGCUGUGAAGAAUGUAAGUUUUUAGAAGAGCGAACGCUGUGUAGGAAAAGCGCCACGGAGUGUGACCUUCCGGAAUACUGCAGCGGGACUUCUGCCAACUGCCCGCCAGAUGUGUACAAACAAGACGGGAUGCCAUGCAGCAACGAUAACAAUUGCUUUCAGGGGAAUUGUCUUGAUCUUGAGAGUCAGUGCGUCAUUCUGUUUGGUGAAGGUGCAGAACGGGCCCCACUGAAUUGUUUCAAGGAACUGAACAUGCGAGGCGACCGGUCUGGCAACUGUGGCGCGGAGGAUCAAAAAUACAAGAAAUGUCAUGAACAGGAUGUGUUAUGUGGAAGGAUCCAGUGCACCCAUGUGAAGAAAAUCCCAAAAAUGGCAACCGGACAAGGAGUCGUUCAGACUGCGGUGGAGAAUACGUUGUGCUGGGGUACAGAAUUCCAUCUUGGGUUUGAUGUUUACGAUAUUGGAGCAGUGAGAGAUGGAACAACCUGCGGCCUUAAUAAGAUGUGCCUAAAUAGAUCCUGCGUUGACGUGGCAGUUCUGAACUAUGAUUGCGAUUUCUCUGGCUGUAACAACCACGGGGUGUGCAAUAGCAAACGACACUGCCAUUGCUCUUACGGAUGGGCCCCUCCCUUCUGCUCUGGCAGAGGAUACGGGGGAAGCGUCGACAGCGGGCCCCCUCCGCCUUCUCAGAUCUCCACAAGUGUCCUGGUUGGGUUAAUCACCCUCUCUGUGUUGGCUGUCAUUGUACUGGGCCUUUUCAUUCAGAGAAACAAGUUGCAGGCGCGGUGA